CGGCCAAAGGCUGCGAAACAACCAAAUAGAAAACCAGUGUUCGAGAUUCUUUUUGGACAACAAAGAAUAYAAUUUGAGAUAAUGUGGUCGACGUGGACGGAAAAGGCAAAGGAGGCGCUAGAGAAAACCAGUGCCGCAUUGGAGAAUACUGGAGAAGCGAUCACCCAAGCAGCUACGAAAAGUAUUUCAAAAGCCACUGCUGAUGCAAAGUCAGAAGAUGGAACUUCCCUUGAAAGGCAAGUCGAAGAUUUGCAGAAAGAGGUUCAAAAAGAUUCAACCUCAACUGCGCCCUCUCCCAUGAUAGCUCUGCCCAAUAUUCGCCAAGUCGAUAAGGAAAAAAUGAUUAAUUUGUGGUCGACGGUCGUAGAAACUACGAAGAAGGCUGCCGAAGAGACGAAACGAGCGGCAGAAGAUGCAGUUGUGGCAACAAAGGAUGCGGUCGAAACAUCGAGAUCAACUUUGGAGCGUCAAUUCCAGGUGAAAAAGGGGUUUUACAAGCGUGACCCAAAACUUCCGCUUGACGUUGAGGCCUUGCGUGAUGCGGAAGUUGUCUACAUCACCGACCGCAUUAUCACAAUGUCGCAUCCGGCGACUGCAAGUAAGAAGAUUCCAGCAAUUACUGCAGAGCGAAAACUUGCAGCCAUCGGACACCUUCUUGAUCGCCGUCACGACGGUAGAUAUUUGUGCUGGAAUUUGUCAGAAGUAGAUUAUGAUGUGAGCAUCCUGAAUGACCAAGUUUUGACGUUUUCUUUUCCUGGAUCUCCAAGCCCACCGCUUGGCUUGUUAUUGAAAUUGCUCGUUUCAAUGGAGAACUGGAUGAAGGCUGACGAAAGAAACGUUGCGGUUGUUCACUGUCUAACCGGCAAGGGCCGGACUUCGACAAUCCUCGCCGCCUUUCUUUGUUGGAUGGGCGAGGCUGGUAAGUAGAGUUUUGUAUCAAUCACRAGGGCUGGGUCAAUCAUGAGGUCUACGAUAGACUCUUCAAUGUAUUUCUGUUUGYCAUCGACYAGGAAUCCGAACUCGAGGAUACAUUAUUCUCAUGUUCUUCCAUACCCAUUUCCCCCCUCUGCACYGGCAACCAAUAGGGUUUGGUGAYGUGAAUGAAGCGCUCGCRUACAUCGCAAAAUGCAAGCAACUGCGGCCAGACGAUCUCACUAUUCCAUCGCAAAGGAGAUACGCAUCUUACUUCAAGAACAUGUUAGACAGCGUCCGACCGUCACAAACACCUCUGAUGCUCAAGCGAAUUAUCAUGAGUGAGGCUCCGAAAGUAAGUGAAACUCAUGUGCUGUUUUCUCUGCAUUUCUAUCGUUUUGCGACAUCGUGCUUCAAAUCUGAGCUAUUAACGAUCCAUCAUGAUUUUUCAUUUAUGUUAGUUUGCAAAGGGGCCAUUAAAAGACAAAGUCCAAGUUGAAAAGAACGAUGCAAACGAAACCUCACAAGUCGAUGACAAGCAGCUCAUGGGAUGUGCUCCUUAUCUUCAAAUUUUCAAAGCUGGAAAACUUCUACACACUUCAGCUGCUUCUCUUCAUGUUCAGCAAUCAGAGGAAGAAUUACCUUUCGUCCAAGUCAUAGAUGGAACGGUUCCAUUUAAUAUCGACCAGAUCAUUCAUGGAGACAUUCUCAUUCGAUGUCGCCAUUUAACUUUUGGAAAGAAACGAGUAUCAAUGUUUCGAGCGGCCUUCCAYACUGGCUAUGUUCCACCUAAUGUGCUACGACUUACAAAAUCCCAACUCGACGGGGCAUGCCACGACAAAAGAUAUCCCGAUGAUUUUUUCCUCGACCUUAUUUUCGAAAAGGUCGACGCCGAUGCAYUGGCAAGAUUUGAGGAAGAGAAAAAAGCAAAUGAAACAAAAAAUAYAGGUGAUACAGACGAUGAGAAGAGGAAGAAAAUAAAUGGCCCAGUUAUCGAAGCCUCAGAAGUGGACUCCAUGCUCAAAGGAGAUUCCAGAUUUUGGGAUGUGAUUUCAUCAAAGAAACAAGAGCACGUGAAACAAGCGAAUGACGAUGCCUUUUGGGGCCCAACAGUUGGAAGGAGAAGAGGCGAUGCGAAGAAAAAAGAAACGGCGAACGACGACGACAAAAAAACUGACGCUACMACAGCUAAAGGACGUACCCAACUUGAAACUUUUAGUAUUGGAAACGAAUUCGACUUUUUACCUGUCGGAGAAUGCGCMAAAACGGAAAAUAAGCCUAAAGAAAGAGACUCUUUAAUGGAUGCACUGAAUGCUUUGGACGAAGAGGAAGGGCACAAUGUAAACUCUACCGAAGAAAUUGUUUUCGAUUACGUCGACUCUUCUGUAAGUCCAGCUUCGAACCCACCGAAAUCAGUUUUCGAGGAUGAAACGAAUUCURCGAUUGGUGAUGCUGCCAAGGAUCAGAUAAAAAACGAGAAUGCGGAAAGUGGAGGUCCUACAAKAGAGAGAGCCGAAGAUUCUGUGCCUGUUGAGGACCUUUUGAACAGUGAGGAUGAUAUGGAUGCACUCUUGGCAUCCGCAGAUAUGGACUUUGGUGAUCUGGACCUCGCCGAUUUUGAAGAUGACAACGACUUKGAUGAUUUAGAAAACAUGUUGAAGGCAUAGCACAAGGAGCACGAUUUAUUAAUCUCAUAGUAACUGCAUACAUUUUACCCAAUUUCAAACAUGAACCUGACGAGUGAGACCAAACGCCUCCCGAUAGGAUGUUGUCGUUUSGACACCUGCUACCAGAUCAGUGUUUACUGCAGUAAAAACAAGAGAGAAAAUAGGAAUAUUGAACCAUAUUAGUCUCUUUGUCAAACUGAAGCCAAUUUCAUCGAUUGUACCAAGAGUGCUUCAGAAUAUAUGAUUCUGUGAGUC
Pseudo-nitzschia multistriata is the source of this 2834-nucleotide messenger RNA. The record is from the annotation of a GenBank genome assembly. Lineage: Eukaryota; Bacillariophyta; Bacillariophyceae; Bacillariales; Bacillariaceae.